AUGAUUCCGGUAUUUAAGGAACAUGAAAUAUCCUUUUUAGAGGAAUAUAUCAAAUUAAUGCAGCCUCUGGCUGAAACAUUAGAUUUUUUACAGGAAGAACAUAACACCUAUUAUGGGUAUCUGCUUCCCAGCUUAGUUUCGAUGAAAACUAAACUUCAAAAGCUGAAAAUAUCAGGCGAUAUAAAACAGCUAACAGUGCCUUUAGAGGCCAUAAUUAAGUCUGUCGGGCAAAGAUUUAAAGAAUUUUUAACUCUAAGUCCAGAAUCCAAAACUGCCGUAAUUGGCGCCGUGUGUCCACGAUUCAAAAUGCGCUGGUAUAACGCAUUUAAAGACUUAAAUGUUACCACAUACAAAGAAAUACAAAACUGGGUAGUUGAAUACUUUAUCAUCCAGGAAAAUAAAAUACCUAAUGAAAAUAUCCAGUCAAAGGAUCUUUUUUUUUAA
This is a messenger RNA of Psylliodes chrysocephalus, 444 nucleotides long. The record is from the annotation of a GenBank genome assembly. NCBI's taxonomy places the organism in Eukaryota, Metazoa, Arthropoda, Insecta, Coleoptera, Chrysomelidae.